AUGCUCUUGGCUCAGUUUGUGUGGCCUCUUGCGUUUGGGCUGCCGUUAGAAAAGGAUUAUAAUAUCCAGCUGCGGCUACCUGGAUCGAAUGAAAAUGACCCGCGAGUGAUAAACAACAUCAACAUCAUCAUCAACGUUGGCCCUGGUGACGAAAAUGUAGAUCUGGAAACAAGCAAGGAGAAUCUACAAACGCCCCUGCUUGAAACGUCCUCAAUAUCCACUCAGUUGGAAAAAACAACUUCCAGCUACAAUGAAUUGACGACAGUGGCGGAAAAGAUUGCCGAUAAUUACACUUCGACAGACAGAGAUAUUUCAUCAGCUACUACUUCCACUUUACCGUCUUUGGAGACAUCUGAGAAUGACACCGUCAGUGAUUCGUUUUAUUCCACAGUCGGCGCGACAACAGAGCCACCCUGGACGGCGAUGAUGUCAUCUACAACGUCUAUGAAUUCAGAAACAAGUGCGAUAACGAGCAUUGCUCCUGAAACGUCAUUAAUAGAACCGGUGGGAACUGGAGAUGAGAUUCUUGGAUCUGAGCAGAAUAUUUCCACGAUGACGGCAAUUUAUAACCCCUUAUUGAGCACAAUUGCUGACCGAGUACCAAUCAGUUCGAAUUCUGGGGAAAAAUCAUUGAACAAAGAUGCUGAUAUUUCUUCAAUUGAGAUGGGAACUUUUCCGGAAGAAACAACAACUCAAGCUCCAAAAAUAAACUCUACGGAGCCCCACUUUUUAUCAUCAACAUCCGUGGCCACCCCAGCGCCCAGCACGGGCACGGAGAGACACGCCACCUUGAACACGACCCCAGAUUAUCAGAACGACAAUGAUGAACGAGACGAAAAAGUCACAAACUCGACGGAAAUUCUCAAAACAGCCGGCACCAUAACUUCCAGUUUUACUUCCGCUGCUGAAGACUUAACGAGCACAUCGGUUUCAGCUCUUGAGCCAACGUGGGAAAUCUCAAACCAAACACAAUUGUCUAAGGUCGAAAAGGAAGCCACCACAAUUGCUCCAGUCUCUGAGACGACAAAGUUUCAGAUGGCCAAUGAAAGUGCCACAUCAUCAGAAUCGUUAUCAACAAGACCAGAUGAAACGACAGAAGCAAAUUUUACGACAAUUGACGACAUUACAACAGGCUCUCUUGAUGAUAUAACCACCGAGUCAACGAUGAUAACUGCGACCCAAAAUUUCGAUCAUAUAUCAGUGGAUUUCAAUGCUGAACCUGAGAUCAAUGAAGCAAGUGGAGAGGGUGUAUUUGCCAGCGAAAAUGCAACUACCGGUAUAAUUGGCGAUAAAUCAAGAACUGUGACCGGUACUACCACCCUAAAGUCACCUGAAGAUUUUUCUACGUCAACUGUCCUAGCUGCCACGAUGACAACGACGGAAGAAAACAGCUUCGAUUUAGUUAAUACUACCUCAUUCCUUGACUUUUCUACAGGAUCACACACUGUUAGCGCGGAUUAUAUUAAUGAUGAAAGCUACACUGUCAAUGCUACAAGUCUUUCUGUAAUAACAUCGAAAAUUGAAGACUCAUCAACAACGAUUCUUUCAACACCGUCUCCAGUAACAUCCGAAGUAUCGACUUCUACCUUUCGUAUUGAUCAAACGAUAACUGAGCCUUCUUCGACUUCGACUUCAACAACUUCUUCCUCUAUCGAUUUUACUUCUCCAUCGACAACAUCAGUUUCUACUGAAAAUUUGCCCGUAACGAUGAGCUCAACACUCUCACCAACAUUAAUAACAUCUACAGCAGAAACUCUUGAAACUUCGUCAAUGAUUUCAACAGCUAGGGAAGACGAAUCAACAACUGAAGACUCGACAACAAGCCCGUCAAACUUAGUUUUUCUGAAUACGACAAAUGCAGAGCAGCAAACUACCGGUUCGCUAAGUUCAGAGUCAGCUGCUGUUGCAACAACUCCAAAGGCUUUGACAUCGACAACAGCAGAGUCGGAAAUAUUUUUGAGUACAGAUGUGCCAAUGAGUCCGGAUGUGUCAACUUCAGAAAUCACAGGUGUUUCAACAGAGUCUCUGAAAACGGAAAAGACAAAGAUUGACACAAUCACUACCGCCGCUGAAACUUUCUAUACGGAGUCAAUAUUAGCCUCUACUACGAUUUACUCUUCUGAUUUCACCGCUGAGGCAACAAAAGAAUCCCCGACAGAACAAUUUACAAUUUCAGAAGUUACUGUCAAGGACAAAGAAGCAUCAGAAACUAAUACGCCGUCGACCCCGAAACCGGAAGGAUGCAAGAGAUGCAAUAAUUGUCUCGGAGAAAUCAACUUCAAAAAGAAUCAAAAAGGCAACGCAGCAAACAAUAAAGAUUGCAAUGUUCAAUGCUCCUCUGGCUUCGAUUUCUACAACGAUGAUUUGAUUCUUCCGGCAGAAUGCGACGCUGAUUUCGGAUGCUGCCUCAAACCGUCUCUCAAGAUUGGGCAUACGCUUCAGAAGUACAAUUUGAGGAGAAAUUAUGGAACUCCAUAUGCCGAAGCCAGCUCAACCUUUGCUCUUUUUAACAUGCUUGUUGACAACUCAUCAAAGUCAUCAACUGCCGGUAAUUACCGAGACAAUCAAAACUCCCAAACACUUGUUCGAUUAAACUCAAAGCCCGGAUUCGAAUCAUUAGAGCUUGGCGACAAAAUUGCGCUCAUUUUCGCCCUUGAAUCUGCUGAUGGCGGCACAGAUGUCAAAAAUUAUGCUGAAAAUAAUGCCAUCACAGCUGAAUUCUUUCAUGAACGCCAUUCUUGUUUCUGUGCUGGAAACGAUGAAUUCUGCACAUACCUCAAUCCUCCACCAACUAAAUUCGCUAGUUUUAAUAUCGAGGUUUUCGGAACAACAAAAUAUGGCAAGACGGAAGUUAAAGAUCAAAUCAUUCAGAUUUUAACUAGAUAUGAUAUUGCAACGAUACAGGAAAUUCGAGAUGCAACAGAAACCGCGUUUCCAAAUCUCGUUGCAGACAUCAACGCUGUCAAUGACAUCUACGACUCCUGGACAGGCGAGAGGCAAGGUAGCUCAAGCAGCAAGGAACAAAUCGGCUUCAUUUGGAAUCGAAGUCAAUUCACAAAAAUUGACGGGUACGAUUUUGACGAUUCUGCCACUCUGUGGUUCGAGCGACCUCCUACUGUUCUCGUUCUUGAGCGAGCCAGCGAAAAACGUGCACAGUUCAAGACGCAAAAAUUUGGCAUCAUUUCAGUCCACUUGAAGCCCGCUUCUGGCUCGACAAACAUGGUCACGGAGGACGAAAUCAAUCACUUACAGGAUGUCUACGACGAUCUUCUGGUCAAGCACGCGGAUCUUGUCGAUGUCCUUGUUGUAGGUGACUUCAAUGCUGAUUGCACUUACGUUGCCGAUCCAGAAAGCCUUGAUCUCUUCACUGAACCAACAAAUGACUGGCUCAUCCCUUUUGACGCCGAUACUACUGUUUCAGCGACUAACUGUGCUUAUGACCACAUUGUGCUCUACGGAGAUGUCAGAAACAACGUCGCUAGCUCUGGAGUCUUCGACUUCCAGACUCACUUUGACACUGAUAAUAUUUUUUACGAAGAUGAUCCAAUCACCGAUCUAAUUUCCGAUCACUUCCCUGUCGAAUUCGAAUUUUUCUAA
Oikopleura dioica is the source of this 3597-nucleotide messenger RNA. The record is from the annotation of a GenBank genome assembly. Lineage: Eukaryota; Metazoa; Chordata; Appendicularia; Copelata; Oikopleuridae.